UAGACACGGGAGCGAGUGCCGCAGGCCCGUCGGAACCAACAAACCCGAGAAGUGCUGCCUUAAUCGCUGAGGUAGUGGGUAAGGAACAAGAACGGCAGCCAUGCACUGGACAAGAACCAAAAUUGUCAUAUUAGUUUGCUAAGCUGCUGGACAUGGAUAAGCUCGCAGAGAAGUCGCACGAGCAGCAGCAUUGUCGACAGUCGUCGGACACCGAAGACCUGUUCGAGGACUGCGAGACGGCGCUGAACGCGCACAGGCCGAGGAACCCGCACUGUUUCCUGGAACUGAUGGCCAAAGGGAAGCCGCUGGGCCGACUCGAGAUCGAACUGCGCGCCGACGUGGUGCCUAAGACGGCCGAGAACUUCCGGCUCCUCUGCACGGGAGAGAAGGGCUUCGGCUACAAGGGCAGCACGUUCCACAGGAUCGUCAAGGACUUCGUCUGUCAGGGCGGCUCGUUCGAAACGUCCACGGGCAAAAAGUGCGGACGAUCGGCGUACGAGCAGCGGUUCUUCGAAGACGAGAACUUCACGCUGAAGCACGCGGGGCGCGGCCUGCUUUCCAUGGCCAACCUGGGGCCCAACAGGAACGGCUCGCAGUUCUUCAUCAUGCUCACCAAGGCGCCGUUCAUGGACAACAGGCACGUGGUGUUUGGCAGGAUCGCCAAGGGCAUGAACGUGGUCAAGAGCAUGGCCUCAUACGGGACCAUCAGCGGCAAGCCAACGACCGAGGUGGUCAUCGCCAACUGCGGAAGCCUCUGA
Molecule: messenger RNA, 758 nt
Organism: Dermacentor silvarum
Lineage: Eukaryota; Metazoa; Arthropoda; Arachnida; Ixodida; Ixodidae
Product: peptidyl-prolyl cis-trans isomerase
Exons: 5
Coding region: 153-758 (201 amino acids)
Biological process (GO): protein peptidyl-prolyl isomerization; protein folding
Molecular function (GO): peptidyl-prolyl cis-trans isomerase activity
Source: RefSeq, a predicted model, not a curated record